Messenger RNA from Prorocentrum cordatum, 1266 nucleotides. The record is from the annotation of a GenBank genome assembly. Lineage: Eukaryota; Dinophyceae; Prorocentrales; Prorocentraceae.
AUGAGCGACUCCCGUUUUCAAGGGAGCGGCGCCUACGCCUGCGGCCUCGACGAGGUCGUGUUCCUGCCCUCAGGCCCCUGCGCGCACGACGGGGCGGUGGACCUGCGGAGCCGACUGUCGCGGAACGUGCCGCUGGGGCUGCCAGUGGUCGGAGGGCUGUCGGAGGCGGCGUCCAGCCCCGACGUGGCGGUGGCGCUGUCCCUCCAGGGGGGCGUCGGUGUCAUCCACAGGAACCAGCCAGUCCAGGCCCAGGCGGACAUGGUCCGGAGGGUGAAGGGGCACGAGAGCGGGUUCAUCAUGGACCCGCGCACGUUCAGCGGCAGGUGCACGGUGGCGGAGGCGGCGGCCAUGCGGGCCGAGUGCGGCAUCGGCACCUUCCCCGUCACGGAGAGCGGCCGGAUGGGAAGCAGGCUGCUUGGACUGGUCACGGCGCGCGACCUGGAGGCCUGCGCCGACGGCGGCGCCACCCUGGCGGACAUCAUGACGAGGGAGGUGACCUGCGUCACGGAGCCCACCACGCUGCGGGAGGCCACCGCCGCCAUGGUCGGAGCGAAGGUCGGGAAGCUGCCCAUCGUGAACGGGGACCGGGAGCUGCAGGCCCUGAUUUGCCAGGGCGACCUGCGGCGCAACGCCCUGCACCCCCUCGCCUCGCGGGACGCCAACAGGCACCUGCUGGUCGCCGCGGCCGUGGCCGCGGGCGAACCCGGGGGCCUGGAGCGCGCGAGCGCGCUCGUGGACGCGGGCGCAGACGUCCUGCUCCUGGACACGGACGGUGGUGUCGACGGGGAGACGGUGACCUUCCUCGGCAGGCUCAAGCAGGCCUUCGCGGGCGUCGACGUCGUCGCCGGCCGCGUCUCCUCGGGCGCCCAGGCGGCCCGGCUCCUCGCGGCCGGAGCAGAGGGGCUGCGCGUGGGCGGGGGCGGCGCUGGCGCCGACGCGGCACUGCUGCACGAGGUGGCGCGGCUCGCGCACGCCGCCGGCGUGCCCGUCCUCGCCGACUGCGGCGCGCGGGGCGCCGGCGACGCGCUGAAGGCGCUGUGCCUGGGCGCCGCGGCCGUGGCCAUCGACGGGCCCCUCGGCGGCGCCGAGCCGCGCUCCGCCUGGGCCACCGCCCCCGCGGGCCGGGCGGCGAGGCCGCCGGCGGGCGCCGAGCGGGCCCGCCGUGGGUCCUUGCGCGCGGGCGCGGGCGCGGGCGCGCGGGCACGCGGGCCGGGAGGCGCGGCGUCGGACAAGGGCUCGGUGGCGGACCUGGCCCCCGGGCCGUAA